Xiphophorus couchianus (Monterrey platyfish) is the source of this 6054-nucleotide messenger RNA. RefSeq names its product mucin-2. The annotation marks the transcript as partial. The transcript has 13 exons. The record is from RefSeq and is a predicted model, not a curated record. Lineage: Eukaryota; Metazoa; Chordata; Actinopteri; Cyprinodontiformes; Poeciliidae.
ACCACAGCAGCUACAACUACAACCACAGCAGCUACAACCACAACCACAGCAGCUACAACCACAACCACAGCGGCUCCAACAACGACAGCUGCUCCAACCACAACCACAGCGGCUCCAACCACUACCACAGCAGCAACAACUACAACCACAGCUGCUCCAACCACAACCACAGCUACAGCAACCACAACCACAGCGGCUACAACCACAACAACAGCGGCUCCAACCACAACCACAGCUGCACUAACCACAACUACAGCGGCUCCAACCACAACAACAGCUGCACUAACCACAACUACAGCGGCUCCAACCACAACAACAGCUGCACUAACCACAACUACAGCGGCUCCAACCACAACAACAGCGACACCAACCACAACCACAGUUGCUCCAACCACAACCACAGCUGCUCCAACCACAACAACAGCAGCUCCAACCACAACCACAGCUACACCAACCACAACCACUGCUACACCAACUACAACCACAGCUGCUCCAACCACAACAACAGCAGCUCCAACCACAACCACAGUCACACCAACUACAACCACAGCUGCUCCAACCACAACCACAGCGGCUCCAACCACAACAACAGCUGCUCCAACCACAUCCACAGCGGCUCCAACCACAACCACAGCAGCUACAACUACAACCACAGCAGCUACAACCACAACCACAGCAGCUACAACCACAACGACAGCUGCUCCAACCACAACCACAGCUGCUCCAACCACAACCACAGCGGCUCCAACCACUACCACAGCAGCAACAACUACAACCACAGUGGCUCCAACAACAACCACAGCGGCUCCAACCACAACCACAGCAGCUACAACCACAACCACAGUAGCUACAACCACAACCACAGCUACUCCAACUACAACUAUAGCUGCUCCAACCACAACCACAGCUACACCAACCACAACCACAGUGGCUACAACCACAACAGCUACACCAACCACAACUAUUGCUACACCAACUACAACCACAGCUGCUCCAACCACAACAACAGCAGCUCCAACCACAACCACAGUCACACCAACUACAACCACAGCUGCUCCAACCACAACCACAGCGGCUCCAACAACGACAGCUGCUCCAACCACAACCACAGCGGCUCCAACCACUACCACAGCAGCAACAACUACAACCACAGUGGCUCCAACAACAACCACAGCGGCUCCAACCACAACCACAGCAGCUACAACCACAACCACAGCUGCUCCAACUACAACAACAGAGGCUCCAACUACAACUACAGCUGCUCCAACCACAACCACAGCGGCUCCAACAACAACCACAGCAGCCACAACCACAACCACAGCUGCUACAACAACAACCACAGCUGCUCCAACCACAACCACAGUAGCUACAAUCACAACCACAGCUGCUCCAACCACAACCAUUGCAGCUACAACCACAACCACUGUAGCUACAACCACAACCACAGCGGGUCCAACAACAACCACAGCUGCUCCAAUAACAACCACAGCCUCUCCAACCACAACCACAGCUGCUCCAACUACAGCAACAGAGGCUCCAACCACAGCAGCUACAACUACAACCACAGCUGCUCCAACCACAACCACAGCGGCUCCAACCACAAUGACUCCAACCACUACCACAGCAGCAACAACUACAACCACAGUGGCUCCAACAACAACCACAGCGGCUCCAACCACAACCACAGCAGCUACAACUACAACCACAGCAGCUACAGCCACAACGACAGCUGCUCCAACCACAACCACAGCUGCUCCAACUACAACCACAGCUACUCCAACCACAACCACAGCUGCUCCAACCACAACACCAGCUGCUCCAACCACAACAACAGCUGCUCCAACCACAACCACAGCAGCUCCAACCACAACAACAGCUGCUCCAACCACAACCACAGCUACAGCAACCACAACCACAGCAGCUCCAACCACAACAACAGCUGCUCCAACCACAACCACAGCAACUCCAACCACAUCCACAACUUCUCCGACCACAACAGAGUCAACAACUGCUCCAACCACAACAACAGCAGCUCCAACCACAACAACAGCUGCUCCAACCACAUCCACAGCGGCUCCAACCACAACCACAGCAGCUACAACUACAACCACAGCAGCUACAACCACAACCACAGCUACUCCAACUACAACUAUAGCUGCUCCAACCACAACCACAGCUGCUCCAACCACAACAACAGCAGCUCCAACCACAACCACAGCUACACCAACCACAACCACUGCUACACCAACUACAACCACAGCUGCUCCAACCACAACAACAGCAGCCCCAACCACAACCACAGUCACACCAACUACAACCACAGCUGCUCCAACCACAACCACAGCGGCUCCAACCACAACAACAGCUGCUCCAACCACAUCCACAGCGGCUCCAACCACAACCACAGCAGCUACAACUACAACCACAGCAGCUACAACCACAACCACAGCAGCUACAACCACAACGACAGCUGCUCCAACCACAACCACAGCUGCUCCAACCACAACCACAGCGGCUCCAACCACUACCACAGCAGCAACAACUACAACCACAGUGGCUCCAACAACAACCACAGCGGCUCCAACCACAACCACAGCAGCUACAACCACAACCACAGUAGCUACAACCACAACCACAGCUACUCCAACUACAACUAUAGCUGCUCCAACCACAACCUCUCCAACCACAACCACAGCUGCUCCAACUACAGCAACAGAGGCUCCAACCACAGCAGCUACAACUACAACCACAGCUGCUCCAACCACAACCACAGCGGCUCCAACCACAAUGACUCCAACCACUACCACAGCAGCAACAACUACAACCACAGUGGCUCCAACAACAACCACAGCGGCUCCAACCACAACCACAGCAGCUACAACUACAACCACAGCAGCUACAGCCACAACGACAGCUGCUCCAACCACAACCACAGCUGCUCCAACUACAACCACAGCUACUCCAACCACAACCACAGCGGCUCCAACCACAACGGCUCCAACCACUACCACAGCAGCAACAACUACAACCACAGUGGCUCCAACAACAACCACAGCGGCUCCAACAACAACCACAGCGACUCCAACCACAACCACAGCAGCUACAACCACAACCACAGUAGGUACAACCACAACCACAGCUGCUCCAACUACAACAACAGAGGCUCCAACUACAACUACAGCUGCUCCAACCACAACUACAGCUGCUCCAACCACAACCACAGCGGCUCCAACCACAACCACAGCAGCCACAACCACAAACACAGCAGCUACAACCACAACCACAGCAGCUACAACCACAACCACUGCGUCUCCAAUCACAACCACAGCGGCUCCAACCACAACCACAGCUGCUCCAACAACAACCACAGCUGCUCCAACAACAACCACAGUAGCUACAACCACCACAACCACAGCUGCUUCAACCACAACCACAGCAGCUACAACCACAACCACAGUAGCUACAACCACAACCACAGCGGCUCCAACAACAACCACAGCUGCUCCAACUACAACAACAGAGGCUCCAACCACAACCACAGCAGCUACAACUACAACCACAGCUGCUCCAACCACAACCACAGCGGCUCCAACCACAAUGGCUCCAAACACUACCACAGCAGCAACAACUACAACCACAGUGGCUCCAACAACAACCACAGCGGCUCCAACCACAACCACAGCAGCUACAACUACAACCACAGCAGCUACAACCACAACGACAGCUGCUCCAACCACAACCACAGCUGCUCCAACUACAACCACAGCUGCUCCAACCACAACGACAGCGGCUCCAACCACAACGGCUCCAACCACUACCACAGCAGCAACAACUACAACCACAGUGGCUCCAACCACAACCACAGCAGCUACAACCACAACCACAGCGUCUCCAACAACAACGACAGCUGCUCCAACUACAACCGCAGUGGCUCCAACAACAACCACAACCACAGCUGCUCCAACCACAACCACAGCACCUACUACCACAACCACAGCUGCUCCAACAACAACCACAGCUUCUAAAACUACAACCACAUCGGCUACAACCACAACCACAGCUGCUCCAACCACAUCCACAGCGGCUCCAACUACAACUACAGCAGCUACAACUACAACAACAGCAGCUACAACCACAACCACAGCAGCUACAACUACAACCACAGCGGCUCCAACAACAACCACAGCUGCUCCAACCACAACCACAGCAGCUCCAACUACAACCACAGCGACUCCACCCACAACCACAGCUGCUCCAACCACAACCACAGCAGCUACAACCACAACCACAGCGGCUCCAACCACAACCACAGCUGCUCCAACCACAACCACAGCAGCUACAACCACAACCACAGCGGCUCCAACCACAACUGCUCCAAUCACCACCACGUCGGCUCUGACCACAACCACAGCGACCACAGCGGCUCCAACCACAACGGCUCCAACCACAACCACAGGAGCCACAACAAAAACCACAGCAGCUACAACCACAACCACUGCGGCUCCAAUCUCAACCACAGCGACUCCACCCACAACCACAGCUGCUCCAACCACAACCACAGCAGCUACAACCACAACCACAGCGGCUCCAACCACAACCACAGCUGCUCCAACCACAACCACAGCAGCUACAACCACAACCACAGCUGCUCCAACUACAACAACAGAGGCUCCAACUACAACUACAGCUGCUCCAACCACAACCAAAGCGGUUCCAACAACAACCACAGCAGCCAAAACAACAACCACAGCAGCUACAACCACAACCACUGCGGCUCCAACCACAACCACAGUAGCUACAACUACAACCACAGCUGCUCCAACCACAACCACAGUUGCUACAACCACAACCACAGCGGCUCCAACAACAACCACAACCACAGAAGCAACAACUACAACCACAUCUGCUCCAACCACAACCACAGCUCCUCCAACCACAACCACAGAAGCUCCAACCACAAGCACAGCUGCUCCAACCACAACCACAGCAGCUCCGACCACAACAACAGCUGCUCCGACCACAACCACAGCUGCACCAAUUACAUCCACAGCGGCUCCAACUACAACCACAGCAGCUCCAACCACAACCACAGAAGCCUCAACUACAACAACAGCGGCUCCAACCACAACAACAGCUACUCCAACCAUGACCACAGCUGCUCCAACCACAACCACAGCGGCUCCAACUACAACCACAACGGCUCCAACCACAACAUCAUCUGCUCCAACAACAACCACAUCUGCUCCAACUACAACCACAGAAGCUCCUACCACAACAACAAUAGCUACAACUACAACAACAGCUGCUCCAACUACAACCACAGCGGCUCCAACCACAACCACAGCUGCUCCAACCACAACCACAGCUGCUCCAACCACAACUACAGCAGCUCCAACCACAACAGCUGCUCCAACCACAACUAUAGCAGCUCCAGCAUUAAUAAGGCUGCUGACUUUCAAGUCUGAUGAAGUAUUCACCCCAGAUUUGGGAGACCCAUCAUCAUCAGGAUUCCAAACACGCUCUGGACAUAUAAUGAAUCGACUUGACCCACUUUUCAGAAGAUCUUUCCCCUCAUUCCAAAAGACUGGAGCCAUGAGAUUCAGGGCUGGAUCAAUUAUCAACUCUGUGGAUCUUGAAUUUCAGUCAUCAUCUUCUCCUAAUGAUACACUAAUUAAAGACAUUUUGGUUAAUGAGGCUUCAAACAUCACGGAAUUCAAUGUAUUAGCAGACACGGUUGCUCUUAGUGACCCAGCACCUGCAACCACAACAACAAUGGUUCCAACCACAACCACAGCGGCUCCAACCACAACAACAGCGGCUCCAACCACAACCACAGCUGCUCCAACCACAACAACAGCGGCUCCAACCACAACAACAGCGGCUCCAACCACAACAACAGCCGCUCCCACCACAACAACAGCCGCUCCAACCACAACCACAGCGGCUCCAACCACAACCACAGAGGCUCCAACCACAACCACAGCGGCACCAACCACAACCACAGCGGCUCCAACCACAACCACAGCGGCUCCAACCACAACCACAGAGGCUCCA